CAGAAAGCUUCAGACAGCCGAAGAGCUGCAGUUUUCUUAUUCUGCUGGAGGCGAAAUUAAACAUUUUUCACCCAAGAAAAGUCCAGAAAAGAGGAAAAGCGAAAGAAACAGUUCGAGGAAAAACAGUUUUUAUCGACUUCCGGUGAGGAUAUCUGGAGGAAAACUAACCGGCUGCAGCUCGGUCGCUGCAGGAUGUGACAGAGGAUCAACACAGAACACUGCAGCAGGAACCACAUCCACGAUCGACAGACGCUGCAGACAAACAUGUCUCUGUUCUUCUCCGGAGCUGUUACAAGCUCACCUAUUAAACGAAGGUUGAGGAGCAGUCACUCCUGUCAUGGCCUCGACGUUUCUCUCCUCUCUCCCGACUCUUCGUACGUUUGUUAUCCCUCUGCGGACGGCAGCGAUCCCUGCAGCUGCCGCCGCUCGCCACGACUCCUCACCAACGGAUACUACGACGUUACUGAGGAUAGUUUCUCCUGGGACAACGACGGCAACGUGUCGCUGACGCCCUGCAAAACCAACGUUUCCUACAAGGAGAACCUGGUCAGGGUUUUCCGGCGCCGACGGAGGCCCCGCAGCUCUCUGGUUCGCCUGCUGAGCGACGUGACUGAAAGCUGCCAGUCGUGGCUGGAUGAGAAAGUCUUCAGAGGCGUGUUCAGGACCAACCAGAACCAGAACCAGAGGAAGGACCAGAACCAGAGGCAGGACCAGAACCAGAGGCAAGACCAGGACCUGAGCCAGGACCAAGACCUGGACCUGGAUUGGACCAGGAGUAGCGUGGAGGGCCCGGCCCGGCUGGACGAGUCGUCCUGGGGUGGACUGAACAGCACAGAGCUGGACGAUAGCCGCACCUUCACAUACGAUCCCACCGAAGUCCCGCCUCCUCCAGACAAAGUGGCUCCGCCCCGGAAGAUACUCAUCCAGGAGGAGAUUUGCUCCGAGAUCUGUCAAUCAAAGGAGCGUUUCACCCAGUCGCUGGGCGGAUUAUCUGAAGUCCCGCCUCCCUCACUUUUCUACACCAACACCUGCUGCUGUCAGGCCACACCUGAGGACACAGGAUUAACGAUGAAGGCUCUCCUCCUUCUCAUCUUCAUCGUCUUCAUCUUUGCUGUUCUUUACUCCGGGUGUUUGUGGUGGAGCUUCACUGUAACGUCCACCGUGUUCAUGAUGAUGUCAACGUGUAUGCUUGUGACAAAGUCAGGACCGCUGGGCGAGUGGAGGAAGGCGAAGACGGAGGACAUUACGUCAAGAAACGAGUAAAGGAAAACCUCAAGGAGUUGGUUUCAAUGAGAAACUGGAAGAGAGGAAGAAGAAAAGGUGUGACGGGACUCAGUAGAAAUACGAUAUUAGUUUUUGUUUCACUUUCUGUUUGCAUGUCAGCUGCACUUAAAGGGCAAAGUUGCUCUGAGCUCCGGAAAACAUUUCACAGCAGCAGCGGAAAAUUCCUGCUUUCUGAAUGUAAAUCUUUAAUUAAAUAGCUAAAUACAAGCAUUUUUAACCUUUAAAGUCAGAUUAAAGAUGAAACCGUGAAUAAUCUGACUGAACCUUCAGCUAGUAAAUGCUGUUAAAUUGUCGAAGGAGCUCAGAGACACGAGUUACUGUAGUUUAGCAGCUAAAUAACGUCAUAUCAAAUAUAAAAUGUACCUGCAAAGUGUAUUUUCCUUCGUUAGCGGCUGUUUUUGAGCUGCCCAAAGUGACCAAAUGUCAGAUUUUUCACGUCUGCAGAACGAAUUCAGGUUUAAAGAAACACAAACAGGGAGCCUCACUUCUAUUUAAGAUAAGAGCUGUGACUUUUUCUAAAAACCAAAUGCACAAAAAUCACCUGGAAUUUUAAACGCAGGAGA
Messenger RNA from Stegastes partitus (bicolor damselfish), 1847 nucleotides. RefSeq names its product transmembrane protein 71 (gene tmem71). Bases 265 to 1263 code for a protein of 332 amino acids. The record is from RefSeq and is a predicted model, not a curated record. The transcript has 11 exons. Lineage: Eukaryota; Metazoa; Chordata; Actinopteri; Pomacentridae.